UCACCGGCAGCGCACGGGGUGUUCCCGAUGCGUCGCGUCGCCAGCUGACGGAAGUGAGGAGCGUUUGUGUCGUCUGUGAGGUUCCUGCGCUCCGCUCGUGUCAUGAGAUCAGCGCGUUUAUUAUGGCCGCCGUACCGGGUUUGUGUCAUAAUGACCGGAGCGACGACGACACCGCCGAACCCGACGAGUCUCUGCAGUCCAUGCUGAAGGCCAUCGCGGACGAGCGGAACCGCCUGAACGUCAGACAGGAUCUCAGCGGACUGGGUUGCUUUAAGGAUGAUCGUAUAGUUUUCUGGACGUGGAUGUUCUCCGUAUACUUCAUGGAGAAAUUGUCUCCUCGUCAGGAUGAUAUGCUCUUCUAUGUGAGACGCAAGCUCGCCUAUGUCAGCGAAGACAACACUGAAGGGAAGAAGGUGGAGGUUGAGGUUUAUAGAAGAGACUCGAAAAAACUUCCAGGUCUGGGAGAUCCUGACAUCGACUGGGAGGAGAGCGUUUAUCUCAACCUCAUCCUGCAGAAACUGGAUUAUGUGGUGACAUGUGCAGUGUGCACACGCUCAGAUGCAGGAGACAUCCACAUCCACAAGAAAAAGUCUCAGCAAGUGUUCGCAUCUCCAAGCAAACACCCCAUGGACAGCAAAGGUGAAGAGUCCAAAAUGAGCUACCCCAACAUCUUCUUCAUGAUCGACAACUUUGAGGAGGUGUUCAGUGAUAUGACCGUUGGUGAAGGUGAGAUGGUUUGUGUUGAGUUGGUGGCCAGUGAUAAAAGCAACACUUUUCAGGGCGUCAUCUUCCAGGGCUCCAUCCGCUACGAGGCCCUCAAGAAGGUUUACGACAACCGGGUCAGCGUAGCCGCUAAGAUGGCCCAGCGCAUGUCAUUCGGUUUCUACAAGUACAACAACAUGGAGUUUGUAAGGAUGAAGGGUCCUCAGGGCAAAGGUCACGCUGAGAUGGCAGUGAGCCGAGUGCCCACCGGAGACACGUCACCCUGCGGGACCGAGGAAGAUCAAGAUUCACCGCUCCACGAGAGAGUGACAUCAUUCAGCACCCCGCCCACCCCAGAGAGAAACAGACCCUCCUUCUUUUCACCAUCACUGAGGCGCAAAGUUCCCAGAAACCGAAACGCAGAGAUGAAGAAAUCUCAUUCAGCCAAUGACAGCGAGGAGUUCUUCAGGGAGGAUGAUGAUGAAGAUCUGUGUAACGCCACAAACCUGCGCUCUCGAUCUCUGUCGGGCACGGGCCGCUCGCUGGUUGGUUCUUGGCUGAAGUUGAACAGAAAGGAGGAAUAUUUCCUGCUGUAUUCUCACCUCACAUACGUGACCCUUCCCCUGCAUCGCAUCACCACAGAUAUUCUGGAGGUGAGACAGAAGCCCAUUCUGAUGACAUAACAUUUCCUGACUUGAGAAAACCAAGCUACCAAGUGCCUCCUCACAUCAGGCCCUGAGCAUCGGUCAUCUGAUGUCUGGACAAACAACCAAAAACUACAAACUACACAACGAAGAGGAUAAGAUUAAAGUCCAUCAGAAGUGCCUCUUCCACCUGAUCAUCUGUGUGACGGCUCGAUUAAACCUGACGCUGACACAAGAAGGGAAAUGUUUUUAAAAGAAACUGAAUAAACGAAUGUGGUUCUUGUAAAUACACCGCUGCUUAUAUACUCAGUGAAAUGGAUCGACUCCACCCCCUCUCUCUCUUAGUCCCGCCCCCUUCCCGAGACACUCGUAGGUUUCACGAUAUUGCCGAUUUUGUGCAUAGUAUAUUUUGAAGAAAGGGAAGUUCCUGCAGCUCAUAGGCCUUAAUACGUCGCUAACCAGCUCAUAUAUAACAAACAUCGUCCAUGUGAUGACUUUUUUAAACGCUUCUGUACUUACACGACUGUCUUGUGUUUGAGGAUCUUUGUCAUAUCCAGAUACUAGUGAAGAUGAUGUGUUGACUGGAGGAGGAUUGACGCCCGCUGUCCAUAUGUGUGACACUACCAUCACAAACACGUCUGAUCUUUCAUUUCUCUGUGAGUGUUUGUAGAGAUGAACCUCCGUCUGACGCUAUGAACUUUUUUGCACUAAAGGGCUUUUGGAUUUGAAGAUGUAUAGCCGACCCAAACUGUCUGUCAGUAUUCAUGUUUUAUAUGUGUGUGUGUGUGUGUGUGUCAGCUGAAUGUAUUGAUCCGACAGCUUUAAUAUCCAUUUGAUAUUUGAUAGGCAAAGAAGUUGCCAUCCAUCCAGCCGUAUUUUGAAACUAUUUUACGACUCUGCUGUAGGUUAAGAGCUGUUUUUAAGAAAGCCCUGUUUAAUCGCUUUACAUGCGCUUUUGUAUCAAUGGUACUUCAGCAAAGUUAAUGUGCAUGUUGUCAUAUUUAUGUUGAUGAUAUAUAUCUACACUUUUCUUGAAAAUACACAUUCCAAAAAGCUAUUGUUGAAGUAAAACAUUGUGCACAAUUACUGAAAAUGUAUUGUGGGAUAUUGACAUGAAGAUUGUAAAGAUGAUUUUUAGUUUCCUACAGUGUGACGUCAAAUCCGACCAUCAAAAUGAAGAUCAAUUAAAAUAUUACAGCAGAAGAUUCCCGUUCACACUGCAGAUCAAUUCAGUUGUCACUUCACUUUCAGAUCUUGAUUUAUGAAUUGACAACCGGUUUAGAAGUAAAUUUCUCUGUAUAAUUGCUCUCGUUGUACUUUGAUGGUUUGAUGUUGGUUCUUGUGGUUCUGAUUGAGGUCAAACACACUUUAUUGAGUUCUUCAGUCAGGAUUAUGUGAUGGAUGUGAAGCUUCAGGUUCAGAUUCAUCAACCUCAGGUCCAUCAUGAGAAGAAACACAAGAGGGCAGCAACGAUUCACAUUGAAGAAUGAGUCAAACAAAUCAACGAUGAUUAAAAUCUGUUCUGAAAGUAAAAUCUUCACAUUAUUUAAUAAAUCACUUGAUAUUA
Molecule: messenger RNA, 2913 nt
Organism: Paramisgurnus dabryanus
Lineage: Eukaryota; Metazoa; Chordata; Actinopteri; Cypriniformes; Cobitidae
Product: kiaa0930
Source: RefSeq, a predicted model, not a curated record